Molecule: messenger RNA, 510 nt
Organism: Protopolystoma xenopodis
Lineage: Eukaryota; Metazoa; Platyhelminthes; Monogenea; Polystomatidea; Polystomatidae
Source: the annotation of a GenBank genome assembly
AUGUCCUAUGCUCCUCAAAUUGUACCCGUGCUCAUUUGUUUUCUCGCCGAAUUGACAGAACCUCUGUUCACAGUGAAUUGGAGCGAAGAUGUGACGGUUGCCUUCCAUUUCGCCUCGGCCCACUUCUCGGUACAUUACCACCGGCUCCAGCACCAAUACCACAACCACCACAUCACUAAGCCCACCACCAUCAGCACCAUCACUAUCACCAUCACUAGCAUCAACACAACAACCACCAGCUCUUCCAGCCCUACUACAACCAGCACCACUACUACCACAAGCCUAGCCAGCACUAUCAGUGCCGCAAGCACCGUUGUCACCAUCCUCAUUACUACCAAAACCAGCACCGGUACCAUCAAUACCACUACCCACGGCUCCACUAUCACAAACGCAAGCACUAGCAACAGUACCAAAUCCACAAUAACCGCCAUCCUAAAAUGUAGACGCAGCGGCCAGAAUCAAAGAGGUCAGCCUCAGGAUUACGCUAGUUUAGUGUCUUCGAAGAUAUGA